Molecule: messenger RNA, 2376 nt
Organism: Heteronotia binoei (common prickly gecko)
Lineage: Eukaryota; Metazoa; Chordata; Lepidosauria; Squamata; Gekkonidae
Gene: SEL1L2
Product: SEL1L2 adaptor subunit of SYVN1 ubiquitin ligase
Exons: 21
Coding region: 1-2376 (791 amino acids)
Biological process (GO): ERAD pathway
Cellular component (GO): endoplasmic reticulum membrane
Molecular function (GO): protein binding
Source: RefSeq, a predicted model, not a curated record
AUGUGCUGCAAAGUAGCUUUUGACAUCGCAGACAACAUCGUCAUCCAUCAGGAGAGGUCAAAGCACAUCGACAAGGACUUUGCCCUCCUUGGAGGAACCCCCAGUUGCAAAACUCAUUCAUUAGCGUGGCGAGACCGCAUCGCUCAAAACAAGCUGCUCCCCAUUGGCACGCGCGACUCGCCACGCCCUCCCUCCCAGGCUUCCCUUCCGGGUCGGAGGUCAGGCGUGGCCCGAGAGACCCGAUUGGCCGGCUGCUCCUGGCAACGGUCGCUGGGCAACGGCGUGGGGGGCCGAGCCUGGCACGGCGGCGGGAGGGAAGGAGGCGGCAGCCCUGCAAAGUGGGCCGCCGGGCCAGCGCGGAGCGGCGGGGGCGAUGAAGGCGGUGCUGGUGGCGCUGGCGUUGAGCCCCUUCUGGGUCGCCGUGCACAGAAAAUAAACUCUCGGUGGGUCUUUGCGGAAAGUUCUGCUCUCUCUGACGCUUUUGAUUGUCUUUCAGAAGCAGAAGAAAGCCUCGCCAAUCAGAGAGGAAAACUCGUUUCGAAAGAGGAGACGCUGAACAAGAGUAAAAGACUAACAGCGCAAGAUUCUUUGUCGUCGCAAGCACAGGAGCUUGCUGCGAAAAAGGACAAAAGCGAAGAAUUUUAUAAGAGGAGCCUCAAAAUAUUGAAACACUCGAAGAGCGACAGAGACAAGGAAGAAGCCUACAAGCUCCUCGCCAAGGCAGCCAAAAUGGGGAACCAGAAGGCCAUGGAGAAAUUGGCUGCCAACAUGCUGUUUGGCUAUAACGGCCCUCAAAACAUUAAAGCCGCCGUAUCGUUAUACGAGAUUUUAGCUGACGCGGGGUCUCAUAAAGGCCAGACUGCGUUAGGGUUUAUGCUCUCCUAUGGCAUAGGAGUGGAACAUAAUCAAGCAAAGGCACUUGUAUACUACACCUUUGCAAGUAUCGGAGGAAGUCUGAUAUCCAAGACGAUCCUGGGUUAUCGGUUCUGGCUAGGAAUCAACGUCCCAAGGAACUGCGAGGCAGCACUCGUCAACUACAGGAAAGUUUCUCAUUUCAUCGCUAAACAAUUAGAGAAGAGCGAAGACUUGCCAGUAGAAAAAGUGAGGCUGACGGAAAAGCCAGACAAUCAUAGUUCUAAUACAGAAUUCUUGGACUGGGAUGUUUAUCAGUACUACCGGUUUUUGGCCGAAAGAGGAGACACGCAGAUACAAGUGUUCCUCGGACAACUGCACCUUCUGGGAAGAAAAGGCCUUAAAAGAGAUCAUGCUAAAGCCUUCUACUACUUCCUAAAAGCGGCAGACGCAGGAGACCCAAAUGGUAUGGCGUUCUUGGGAAAGAUGUAUUUAGAAGGCAGCGCUGCAGUUGUUCAGGAUAAUGUAACUGCCCUGAGGUAUUUCAGAACUGCCGCAGACAAGGGCAAUCCUCUUGGGUUAUGCGGACUAGGUCUCCUUUAUUUCCGUGGCAGAGGUGUCCAGGUGAAUUAUACAGAAGCUUUUAAAUACUUUAAAAAAGCAGCUGAGAAAGGAUUUCCCAGAGCCCACCUUCAUCUAGGAGUCAUGUACCACACUGGCGCAGGAGUCAGGAAAGAUUCUAAACUUGCCUUCCAAUAUUUUUACUUGGCAACUCAAACUGGAGAACCCCUUGCGGUUUAUCAUUUGGCCGAAAUGUAUGCCACAGGAAGUGGGGUGCGUCGAUCAUGCCAAACUGCUGUUGAACUUUACAGAACUGUGUGUGAGCUUGGAAGAUGGUCCGAGAAAUUCCUGACAGCAUACUUUGCUUACCAGGCCAGACAGACCGAUCCAUCUCUGGUCCACUACUUAUUCCUAGCCGAAAUGGGCUACGAGGUCGCUCAGAUCAACUCGGCCUACAUUAUCGAAUCCGAGAAGAUUGAACUCUUCCGCCGAAACCAGAUGUAUCCACUGGCUCUUCUUUUAUGGAACCGGGCUGCCACUCAAGGCAAUGCAUUUGCCAGAGUUAAAAUGGGAGAUUAUCACUACUACGGUUUCGGAACCGAGAGAGAUUACAUCACAGCGGUGGUCCACUACACCUUGGCUGCCGAACAAUACAGCGCUCAAGCUAUGUUCAAUCUGGGAUAUAUGUGUGAGCACGGCAUAGGCGUUUCCAAGGAUAUACAUUUAGCUAGAAGAUGGUACAACCUGGCAGCAAAGACGAGCCCCGAUGCUUUGAUACCAGUGUUCCUGGCAAGCGUUAAACUAGAAGCUACCCAUCUGCUCAGUGAACUGCAGCUUCUCAAUCUUACCGGAAACUGGAAAUUGCCAGACCUGGAGAGAAUACUAAGACUACACUGGGACCUGCUUUUGAUGCUCUUCAUUGCGAUGUUGCUGAUACUGUUAAUAAACGGUAGGCAAAACUAA